This is a messenger RNA of Lates calcarifer (barramundi perch), 3038 nucleotides long. Its product is annotated as AMSH-like protease. Gene Ontology annotation, biological process: protein K63-linked deubiquitination. Gene Ontology annotation, molecular function: protein binding; K63-linked deubiquitinase activity; metal-dependent deubiquitinase activity. Lineage: Eukaryota; Metazoa; Chordata; Actinopteri; Centropomidae. The record is from RefSeq and is a predicted model, not a curated record. Gene Ontology annotation, cellular component: membrane; endosome.
UGUGAAACCGGAAGGUGGGAGUGAGUCAUCUGUGUGCAGAGACGAUCUCUGAGCUCCACCAUCUCUGUCAUCGGUCGAUGUUUGAAGCAGCUGCCGGAGCUUUCAGCCAUUUUAUCACCAGCCUCACUCACCUGUGUCCAACCACAGUUCGGUUUAAACCCGGGUCGGGUCUUUAGUCCCGGGACUUGGAUCUGGAUUCAGUGUGAAGUCCAGAGGCUGUCACCCGGGUUAUCCUCCGCCUCUGCCUCCACCUCUCAGCUCCACAUGUGACCGCGGGAUGCCGAGCAGAUAAACCCGACAACACACCGUGAAGCAUGAUGGGAGGUGGCAGAUGGACGAGCCGGUUGUGGGCCGACCAGUGACACACACACACACACACACACGCAUCAUCAUGGACCAAGGCUUCAGUUUAAACACACUGAAGAAACUGGCGGCAGAACCAGACUACACCGACGUGUCACUGACAGCGGCGGAGCGCGUGCGGGCGCUGGGGAAGAUGGGAUGCAGCGUGGAGAUCAACGAGGAUAUCGCACCGCGGCGCUACUUCCGCUCCGGCGUGGAGAUGGAGCGCAUGGCGGCGGUUUACCUGGAGGAGGGCAGUUUGGAGAACGCCUACGUCCUCUACACCAAGUUCAUCACUCUGUUUGUAGAGAAGCUGCCAAGUCACAGAGACUAUCAGCAGUGCAGCGUUCCAGAGAAACAGCUCAUCAUGAAGAAACUUCAGGAAGUGGCGUUUCCUCGUAAAGACGAGUUGAAGAAACGUCUUCAGGAGAAAUACAGCAGGGAACACACCGAGUACCUCAGAGCCCAGAGCCAGGCAGUGGUGGUGGAUGGGUGUGGCCAGCAGCUGCAGCACCUCUCCCUAUUGGAUGAGGACAGGAGGCGGUUCCUGCUGUUGGAGGGAGAGAGGCAGCGUGUUGCCACCCUGCGACGGAUGCAGAUUGAAUCAGAGCAGUUCCGUUACUUCGAGGACCAGCUGAGGCGUCAGGAACUGGCCAAUAGGAGAGGAGAGGAGGCGGAGCAAAAGGUGGAGACCAAAGUGCCUGAGGUGACAGAUGGCUCCUGUCUGUCUCAGCAGCCAAUCAGAGACAGCCUUCGAUCCCAGGGGGCGGAUCCUAACAGAAACAGACUGCCAGCUCCCGUCAGCCAACCGGCCGCUACGCUGGCUGGAGUACACACUCAGAGGGUGGAGGGUCUGAGGCGGGUGGUGAUUCCCAGAGAUCUGACGUAUCGUUUCCUCCUGCUCGCCGACUCCAACACAGCCAGAGGAAUAGAAACCUGUGGAGUCCUCUGUGGACGACUGACGCACAAUGAGUUUGUGCUGACUCACGUCGUGAUCCCAAAACAGUCAGCUGGUCCAGAUUUCUGCGACAUGGAGAACGUGGAGGAACUGUUCAGCUUCCAGGACCAACAGAACCUGCUGACGCUGGGCUGGAUACAUACUCAUCCCACUCAGACGGCGUUCCUCUCCAGCGUCGACCUCCACACUCACUGUUCGUAUCAGCUGAUGCUGCCGGAGGCCAUCGCCAUCGUCUGCGCUCCCAAACACAACGAUACUGGUGUGUUCAGGCUGACUGGUCCCGGGAUGUCGGAGGUUUCUGGCUGCAGACUGAAAGGUUUCCAUCCUCACUCCAAGGAGCCUCCUCUCUUCACUGUGUGUAAACAUGUGGUGGUGAGAGAGUCAAAGAUCAGUCUGCUGGACCUCAGGUGACAGACAGGAGGCGCUGUCCGUCUGUCCAUCUGUUUACUGCCAGGCUUUUAUUUUCUCAAGAGGAAACUGUGAACACCCUACCUGUGUGUGUGAGUGUGUGUGUUGAUGUUUGAAGAGAUUUUAACAUUCGAUGUUCAGUUUUCAGUUUUUGUGGAUUUGUGCUGCUUCUCUGUGGGUUUCUGCUGCGGUCUGACUUGUGAACAGGUCUGACUUGUGAACAGGUCUGACUCGUGAACAUGUCUGACUCGUGGCAGGUGAAGUGACAGAGUGCCUUCUGAUGAAACAUUUUUCCUGUUUCAAAGGGAAACAAAGGAAGUUUUUUUGAUCCAGUGAACCAUGUUUAUUAGAGUCAGUGCUGCGUUCAUGGUCCCAGUGAAAAAUAAUAAUCUACAGUUUGUAACUCCCUUCUAGAAGCAGCAGUGAGUCAUUAACAGGUUUCACCUGUCAGGUGAUGUAGAUGCCUCUGAUUGGUUAGGUUAUACCUACAGACAGAACUCAGGGCUGAAACCUUCCUGCGAACUCUUUCUCCUGCUUAGAAACAAAAAAGAAAAUGAAUCUGUUUUGUCUGUAAAGUCAGUAUUCCUCCUCCCAGGCUAAACUCAGGGCCCAGAUUUUCUCUCUAAGGCUCAGUUGUAACUGGCUGCAAAGAGGUGGAAAAUUUCAGAGGUGGAAAAUUUCCAGAAACUUUCCAUGGGAAGUUAAGCUGUCAGAUUUUGGAAGAAUUCCAACUUGGAAACUUGUGAAUUUACUGGAAUGUUAUUGGAUCAAUGGGAAUAUGAAUGGGAGUGAUGGGAAUUAAGUUUCCAGCCUCUUCAGCUGUAACUGAGCCCAUGGAUCCUUCAGGGUCCAAAUCCACUUUGACUUGUUUAACAGCAGAAACAGCUUCAGGUGCAUGAAAUGCAAUAAACCAAUCAGAGAGCAUCUGCCUUUCCCUUUAAAGACCAGGUGAACCUGCACCUCAGUGGAUGAUGAUCUCUCCUCGCUGCUGUUUAACAUGUUUCUCUGUUUAAUAUUCUCCUCACCCAGCAGGAGGAAAUCAUCCUUCAAAAUAAAAGCCCUGUGACAGAGAUCCUCUGCACUUCAGAGUAAAGUUUCUACAUUUUUACAGAAUUUCUUUAUAUUUCUGUGUCUGUAACAAACAGCUGUGAUGUGCUGCUGUUGCUGUUUGUCGCUGCAGCUGGAUCAGUUUCAGUUUAUAUUUUAAUGUCCAGGUGUGUGUGUGUGUGUGUGUGUGUGUGUGUGUGUUUGAGUCAAACACUGACUGAGCUGCUGUUUUUAAACUAACUGCCAUUUUGUUUUGGUAAUAAAACACAGACUGCUGCUCUCA